UUGACUUCUAAAGUUGCUUGUUGCAUAUUUUACUUUAUAUACAUGUGCAUUUAAUUUUUUAAUUUAUUUUUGCAAAACCAGGUGCAGCCAUGCAAGAAAGCAUACGUUUUGCUUCAUCAGGAGAUGACAUUAAAAUUUGGGAUUCCUUAUCUCUAACUGUGGUGGAGCAGUUCAACCCACAUACCCCCACACAUCCAGUCAGCUCGCUGUGUUGGGCCAGCAAUAAUAGAUACCUGGCCACUGCUUCUGCUGCUGGUGAUAAAAUAGUUGUUUCAAGCUGUAAAAGCAAACCUGUUCCACUCUUUGAAAUAGCCGAAGGAGCAAGCCAGACAUGUGUAAGCUUAAAUACUAGUUCUUCAUAUAUUGUAAGUGGAGGCCUUGAUAACACAGUUAAUAUCUGGGAUCUGAAAUCCAGAAAGGUUUACCGUAGCCUUAAGGAUCAUAAACGUGAAGUCACGUGUAUUACAUAUAACUGGAAUGACAGUUACAUUGCCUCUGGAUCUUUGAGUGGUGAAAUUAUCCUACACAGUGUUACCACCAAUUUAUCAAGUACUCCCUUUGGUUAUGGCAGCCAUCAGCCUGUUCGACACUUGAAAUAUUCAUCCUUUAAGAAAUCCUUGCUGGGCAGUGUUUCUGACAGUGGAAAUGUAACUCUAUGGGAUGUAAAUAGCCAGAACCCAUAUCAUAAUUUUGAAAAUGCUCAUAAAGCACCAGCUUCAGAAAUCUGCUUUUCUCCAGUUAAUAAGCUGCUGCUUGUAACUGUAGGUUUGGAUAAAAGAAUUAUUCUCUAUGACACCUCAAGUAAAAAGUUACUGACAACAAUAGUAGCUGAUUUUCCUCUGACAACAGUAGACUUCAUGCCUGAUGGUACUACUUUGGCUAUAGGAUGUUCCCGGGGAAAAAUCUGCCAGUAUGACUUAAGACAACUGACAUUACCAGUGAAAACAGUUGUUGCUCACAAAGGCUGUGUGAAAUGCAUACGUCUUCAGUUCAGUAGCACUUUUUCCAAGUCUAACCUUAUGAGUUCUUCAAAUAAACCUGUAUCCAAAAAAGUAGAAGUCAAAGCUGGUACUAAUCUUGGAGGAGUUCAAAGUACUGGCAUAAAAAACGUUGCCUCUCAGGCGUCAGCAACAGUUUCAUCUGUGACACUGCCAAAAGAGAAUAAGGGAGGAGAGGUUCUUCAGGAGAAAACAGGCUUUCCCCAUAGUUGCAGCUUGGAUGUGAUUCCAUCUAAAGAAACAGAUCAUGGGAAAAGUGCUGAUAAUAUUAAUGUCAGUCGAAGCAGUUUAGGAGAUGUGUUUUCUCCAGUCAGAGAUGAUAUUAUUGCAAACAAAGUGAAUGAAGAUCCUCAAGGAAAAGGAGAUGGUGUGGAGUUUCAGUCCUACAUUUUGGGUGUGGAUUUUCUCCCACAUCUCACCACUGCCUUUCCGGCAAAAAGAAACCCUGUGGGCAGUAGUGCACAAGGAAUACGGUCCAGCCCAUUACAUGCACUUGUAGGGUCUCCAAUUAAAGAAGAAGAACAUCCAGAGGCAGACACAAAGAAAAUAAGUCUUGGAAAACAAGAAUCUACAGAACUCUUAAAGCAGGGUCAGCUUUCACAAUCGAGUUCAUCAAGUGCAGAAUCUGUAACUUUAAGUCCCCCACCAUCAUUCACUGCUGUAAAGGCUCCUGAGACAAAUGAGAGACUAGCGAAGAAUACUCAGGCCCAUCCUGCAUACGAUCUACCAGUAAAUGGUACUACCUCAACAAGUCCAAAGAUAACAUCACCAGUUGCUGCUGGAAUUGCAAGUUCAUUGUCAGAAAAAAUAGUAGAAAAUAUUGGGAGUAGCAGACCAAAUGCACCUCUGACAUCAUUCCAAAUAAACUUCAUUCAGAAUAUGAUCCAAGAAACAAUGGAUGACCUCAGAGAAGCAUGCCAUAGAGAUAUUGUGAAUUUGCAAGUGGAGAUGAUCAAGCAAUUCCAUGUGCAGUUGAAUGAAAUGCAUGCUUUACUUGAAAGAUAUUCUGUAAAUGAAAGCUUAGUAGCUGAAAUUGAGAGACUACGAGAGGAAAACAGAAGACUGAGGACUCAUUUCUGAAAGAUUUACACUGAUAAUUUUAUUAGCAUGAACUCACUACAGGUGGUGUGUUGCUUAUGACAGAUCAUCCAUCAUCACUGAAGUAUUGUAUGAAGACCUGCUAUUAUUUUGAACAUGAGUCUUUCUUUCUAAAUAAAUGGUGCAAGAUGCUACAUGUAAUUAUAAAAUUGUAAUUGAUAAACACUGUAAAAAGAAUGUUUGCAUACUCAUGCUAACCACCUUGAAAUACAGCCUUCUAACAGAAAAACUAAAAGGAUAAGUACAUUAUCGGAGUUCUAGCAAUAUGUGAAGUGCCUUUUUACAAACAAAAUCAAACCAGGACAGAUGCCUUUUCUGUAAGAAUUUUUGGCUAUACCUACUUUUCUAGCUGCUUCUUUAUUUUACUGUUGUCAGAAACAAUCACUGUAGCUUGCCUUUCAGAUACUUUUCUUGGAGAAAAAGGGGAGAGAAAGCUCAUCUUCUGGGUGAUACGGAGCCUUGUUUGUAAGGAGCUGGAAAGUACAGUAUUUGGUUAACUUUAUGCAACUGGCAACUUUUAUCCUGAGUUAAACUAAAGCAUGAAAAUA
Molecule: messenger RNA, 2644 nt
Organism: Pezoporus flaviventris
Lineage: Eukaryota; Metazoa; Chordata; Aves; Psittaciformes; Psittacidae
Gene: NEDD1
Product: NEDD1 gamma-tubulin ring complex targeting factor
Exons: 14
Coding region: 90-2078 (662 amino acids)
Biological process (GO): microtubule nucleation; mitotic cell cycle
Cellular component (GO): pericentriolar material; spindle pole; centriole
Molecular function (GO): gamma-tubulin binding
Source: RefSeq, a predicted model, not a curated record